AUGGAUGCCAAUACUUCAUCGCAGUUUGCGGUUCCAAUGUUACCCACUUACGGUGGAGGAGGCGGAACAAUUAAUUGUUGGUUUUUCUUUAAAGAUUGAGAUGGGCAAAAAAACGCGAGAGAAUGAAGAAAAAAAGAAAAGAACAAUGUAAACCAACCGGAAGUUGAUGGAAGAUUUAUAGGAAAUUAGAAAAAUGGCUUGAAGUGGGAAAAAUAGAUUUUUUCGUUUUUUGUUGUGCAGGUGUCACACAUCUGCUGAACAUUUUGGAAUACAACAUUUCAUUUUUGUCUUGAAGCCAAAUUUGUUUUAUUUUCAAAAACAUUUCAAUUUUUUCAAUGGAGUUAAAAAUAGAAAUUUACGAAAUACAAAUUUCCGAACUUGCGAUCUCUCUAGAAAAAUCUAAAUCUAACUUUGAUUUUGAAACAAUAAUUCUAAAUUUCCGAAAAAUUCUGUAUUCAUUUUUUUUAUUUCUGGCUAAUUAAAAAUUAGUAAAAUUCAAAAUAAUAUAUUUUCAUCAGAAAAAUCUUUUUAGAAUUUUCUUCGGGAAAAAAAUUCUCAAGUUUUUUAGAACAAACUUUUUAAUUAAAGUUAUUUUAUUUGUAACUGAAACUUCCCUUGUGAUACAACAUAAGAUAUCAUGAUGGGUGGUCUAAUCAAUAAACCUCCAACAAAGUUUCUUCAUCAACAAUUUUUACAAUGAAAACGAAACGUUUUUAGACUUUCCAAACCAACAUAAACUUUUUUUCAGCGAUUUCAAAUCGAAUAAUAAUGCCAAUGGCCUCCACAUCAUCUUCUUCCUCUUCUUCUUCGGAUAAUUUUGCCGUUCCAAAUGGAUCAACUUCUUCUAACUCACAACAAGCCGGAGUUAUUAGAAGACGUCGAUUCAGCACUGCUAAAAUUCAACCGGUAUUUGUUUUCUAAUCUAGAAUUCUUCAUAGAAGUAUAUUGAUUGAAACUUGCAGACUCGGAUCAAAAAAGUCAUGCAAUCUGACGAGGAAAUCGGUCGAAUGGUUCAAUCAGUUCCUGUUAGUAUUGGUAGAGCGAUGGAACAUUUUGCUGAAAAGUUUUUGCAAGCCUCAGCAGAUGCGACACAGUUUACCAAUUCGAAAACGUUGACACCUCAGCACAUGUGAGUUUUUUGCAUUACAGAAGUUUUUUUUUUAAUUCAAAACUUUUUUUCUAGGAAACAAGCAAUGCUUUGUAAUCCGCACUUCGCGUUCCUUGACACCGUUCUCAAAGAUAUUCAAAUUCCUCAAGGAAUCGUCGAAGCUUCGACAGCUCGAACUGUGGUUUCUCAACAAAAUUACCAAGAUCAACAAAAUAAUGAGAUGGCUAAUGCGAUUUUGGCAAAUGCGCAAAUGCAAUUACACCAACAAUAUAUGGAUCCGUUGUUGAUGAAUGGAAUUGGUGGAAUCGAAGGAACACCGGCACUUGGAUAUCCAAUUAUUCAAGAUGUUUUGACACCAACUACGCAAUUGGUGAGAAACUUUAUUUAUGCAUCUAUUCAUUUGCGAAAAAAACCGAAAAAAAUGUAUUUUUUUACAAUUUUUUUCUAUUCACCAAAAUGCACGAAAUAAAUGUCAAUCGUGACAAGACCCACACACAUUUCAAGGAGAAAAAUAUGCGAGAAAAAAAAACAAGAAAUGAAAUUUACGAAAGCAUGCAUUUUUCACACUCGUUGCCUUGAAAUGAGUGUGGGUCUCGUCACGAUUGCAUGUAUUUCGCGACAAUUUGUGAUUUUGGUGAAUAGAAAAAUAUUGUAAAAAAAUACAUUUUUUUCGUGUUUUUUUGCAAAUGAAUAGAUGCAUUAUUGAUUUUUGGCCAGAAAAUAUUUCAAAAAAUCGAGAUUUGAGAAAAGUAGAAUGUGUUUUAAAAAAAAGUUUUCAAAAAUAUUUCGACAAAAUUUGGAAACUUGAAAAAUUCUGACUUCAGUAUUUGGAAAUUUUUAGUUCUUGAUAAAGACAUCAAUUUUUUGUCUUUUUUUUUUGAGAUUAUUCUUUCUCUCAAAUUAAUUUCCAAAAUAUGAUUUUCCAGGCCAACGAUAUGAUGGGAAUGUUGAAAACUGCUCAACAAAAUUCGCAAUUCAUAAUGCCGGCCAGAAUCCAAAACGGUGUUAAACGAGCAUCAAUCGAUUCAGCCGGUGAUGAGGAUAGGAAAAAACGAGGAAGACCAAAGAAAAAGAAAUCUGAAAGGUUUAUUAGCUCUCUUCAAUUGUUUUCGAUAACAAAAUACCUCAAUGUUUACUUUCAGAUGCAUCGAUGAUGAUUUGUUCGAAGAAGCAUCUCGAAAUGUGGCAAAAGAAGAUAAAGAUCGCGAAAUGAUGCCACCUCCACAACUCCCCGGGUUUAUCCCAUAA
Messenger RNA from Caenorhabditis angaria, 2356 nucleotides. The record is from the annotation of a GenBank genome assembly. NCBI's taxonomy places the organism in Eukaryota, Metazoa, Nematoda, Chromadorea, Rhabditida, Rhabditidae.